Molecule: messenger RNA, 615 nt
Organism: Abrus precatorius (Indian licorice)
Lineage: Eukaryota; Viridiplantae; Streptophyta; Magnoliopsida; Fabales; Fabaceae
Product: glycolipid transfer protein 1-like
Exons: 6
Coding region: 10-615 (201 amino acids)
Biological process (GO): intermembrane lipid transfer; ceramide transport
Cellular component (GO): cytoplasm; membrane; cytosol
Molecular function (GO): ceramide 1-phosphate binding; ceramide 1-phosphate transfer activity
Source: RefSeq, a predicted model, not a curated record
AGCACAAGAAUGGAAGGAUCUUUAUUCAGUCCUGCUUUGGAGGGGUUGAAGGUUGUUAAAUCUGAAGAGGGAAAAGUACUCACAAAACCUUUCUUGGAUAUAUGCAGAAGUUUGUUACCUGUUUUAGACAACUUUGGAGGAGCAUUUUCAUUUGUAAAAUCUGACAUUGGUGGUAACAUCUCGAGGUUGGAGUCUAAGUAUCAAACCGACCCUUCAGAAUACAAAUUCUUAUUCAGUUUAGUGCAAAAAGAGGUUGAAGCUAAAACGGAAAAAGCUUCAUCUAGUUGCACAAAUGGGUUGCUAUGGCUAUCAAGGAGCAUGGAUUUCACGGUACAAAUGUUCAACAACUUGCAUGAACAUCAAGAUUGGACCAUGCAACGUGCUUGCUCUGAUUCAUACAACAAGACAUUGAGACAGUGGCAUGGCUGGCUAGCUAUUUCCAGUUUCAGUGUUGCAAUGAAGCUGGUCCCAGAAAGGAAAAAAUUCAUGGAGAUAAUCAGUGGAACUGGGAAUCUUGAGUCUGAUAUGGAAGAAUUCUGUACCAGUUUCUCUUCAGUGCUUGUAGAGAAUCAUAAAUUCCUGGCUAGUGUUGGAAUGGAUAGUGCGAAAGCUUGA